Molecule: messenger RNA, 282 nt
Organism: Gracilinanus agilis (Agile Gracile Mouse Opossum)
Lineage: Eukaryota; Metazoa; Chordata; Mammalia; Didelphimorphia; Didelphidae
Product: regulator of G-protein signaling 4-like
Exons: 2
Coding region: 1-282 (93 amino acids)
Source: RefSeq, a predicted model, not a curated record
AUGUGCAAAGGACUUGCUUUCCUACCUGCCAUUUACUUGAAGAGUACAAAGGAUAUGAAGCAUCUCCUAGGAUUCUUGCUCCAGAAGACAGAUUCCUGCAAUCAAAAUUCUUCCCUUAGCAAGAAGGAGAAAGCAUCUUCUUCUCAACGAGUGAGCCAUGAGGAAGUCAAGAAGUGGACUAAAUCCUUGGAAAUCCUGAUUACUCAUGAUUAUAAACCUGGAUUCCUGUACAUGGAAGGAGACAAACUAGAACAUGCUGGAGUCUACAAUAAAUUGCUUUAA